Dioscorea cayenensis subsp. rotundata (Guinea yam) is the source of this 1276-nucleotide messenger RNA. RefSeq names its product translation initiation factor IF3-2, chloroplastic-like. Gene Ontology annotation, biological process: translational initiation; ribosome disassembly. Gene Ontology annotation, molecular function: translation initiation factor activity; ribosome binding. Bases 145 to 948 code for a protein of 267 amino acids. The record is from RefSeq and is a predicted model, not a curated record. NCBI's taxonomy places the organism in Eukaryota, Viridiplantae, Streptophyta, Magnoliopsida, Dioscoreales, Dioscoreaceae. The transcript is spliced from 10 exons.
CGAAAAAAAGAUCUUCACACUAUCAUCAGCGAGCUAAGCUCUCUUUCGAUGGCUUUCUUCUCCUUCCCUCCUUCUCUUUGACCUUUCAUCGAACACCUUCAGACCAUUCACCAGAGAUUGAGAUCGAGAGUCGUCGUGUUCGCCAUGGCGACAAUGGCGUGCGUCUCGCUCAAUCCCUCCUGCCCUACUUCGUUCCCUGGAAAACCAGCGAGGAUUUCUAUCUCCAAGCUUCCAUUCACUAUCUAUUUUCCUAGGAAAUCGAGUUCUAGGGUUCGCUUUCGUUCUACUAGCUUGAUAGCGGUCGCCAGGUACGGUGGUGGUUCCCGGAGAUCUUUCCCCGACGUCCGCUCCCCUGAUGUUGACUACGACCCCGCCCUCGAUCUCGACCGGAUCCAAUCAACUUCUGUGAGGUUACUAGAUGAAGAACAAAACAUGGUAGGGGUGGUGUCUAAAAGUGAAGCCAUUCGGAUGGCAAACAAUUCUGAGCUUGUCCUGGCCAUAUUGUCUGCUGAUGCAGAUCCUCCUGUCCUCAGACUUUUUGAUGUCUUGGAUUACAAAAAAUACAAGUAUGGACAACAAAAAAAGAAAAGAGUGCAACAAAAAAGAUCUGCUGCUAAUCGUAUGGAUCUCAAGGAGCUCAAAAUGGGGUAUAACAUUGAUUCCCAUGAUUAUUCUGUAAGGCUGAGGGCUGCCCAAAGGAUUCUAAAAGAUGGUGAUAAGGUUAAGGUCAUUGUGAACUUGAAAGGCAGGGAAAAUGAAUUUAGGAACAUUGCUAUUGAACUUAUAAAGCGUUUCCAAAAUGAUAUUGGCGAGCUGGCCACCGAGGAGAGCCAGAAUUUACGUGACAGGAACAUCUUCAUCGUUUUGGUGCCUAACAAAGCAGUUAUUCAGAAGGAGGAGGCGAAGAAAAAGGAAACACCAGUCUCAGAAGUUUCGGCCAAUGUCUGAUGUUUUGAUGGAGUGAUUGUUGGAUCUCAUUACAGCAAGGCUUGAUGAGCUAGGGAUCGAGAUGCUGGAUGCUCUUCUUUUCACCAAUGCUCCAGAACAAUUACAGAUAUGAAACUGUAACUCUGUUUCUAUGCUUCAAGAAGUAGUGAAAAGAAUUAUGGUGCUCAAUUUAUACUCUUUCUUUGAAUUAAAUAGUAGUGCAAAAUGUUGUAUUUCUUGGUUUUAGAAUGUAGAACUAUUUCAAUUCCCAGUGCUGUACAUUGUGCCAUGUUUAUCACCUUUACUAGAGUUAUCUUUUUUAUCAUAAUAAUUCUCCGAGUUUCUUGUA